GGGAAUACCCGUUAGGAAUUCCCCAGCUCUGGAAUAAGAUCCCCAGCUUCUAUCUUAUGCAUUUCAAUUAUACGCAGAGAGUAUAGUAUCAUAUCAGUUGUGGUUGCCAGUAAACCUAAACAGAUAUCACAUAUCUCCAUCCAUGCAUGAUCUCAUAUAGCAGUCCUAUAGUGUUGUCAGAUUGAGUUGGGACUGUGAUUCAGAAUUCAAUUGACACUACGGAUCUUGACCUAUACACCAAGGCAACAACAGGGCAUGAACAAUUAGGACUGCAAGAAAUUGACACUGAUUCCAAACAGCCUUCAUCGGAGCAGGAUCAUAUUCCAACAUGUCUUUCUCAAAAUCUGCCAAACCCAGUAACAAAGAUGUCAGGCUUCGACGACCCGUCCAGAAUGAAGAGGACUUUGAAACGGUCUUCCAUGAAGUAGCUGGAGAUCUUCUACAAAAUGGGCCCGGGACUGCUAGGGUCGUUUCAAGCCCCCCUGUACUAUCUGAAAAAACUCGCCGGGAUCUACGCGAGAUGAGGACGAAUUUCAGCCAGCAAUACGGACCUCAAAUUCUAAGGAUGGCCGAGGAGUGUCGAGCAGCAAUGAGAGCUGGUCAUCGACGAGUGCUGCAGUUCUUCUCUGAAGUUACACGAGAUUGUUUAGCUGAUGGAUAUUCCUGGAGUGCAGUAUUCUUCCUUAUAUUCCUGGUUCUAGCAAUCUUAGCGACUGUGGGAUUCGGAAUGCUAGCAUCUGGUGUGGUUCCGAUUAUUUGGCGUGCAGUCCGUGGUUUUAUAACAGCACAAUAAAUUGUUAUUACAGCAGUAUUGUGAAGUAUGGAAACUUAAGGUAAAGUUUGCACCAACAAAAGGUUAAUUUCAAUAAAAAUAGAAUAAAUGUUUUAAAAAGUCACAAAAGCUCAACAUUGAAAAUUUCAUCAAUAUUGGAACACAUGUGUGCAAAAUAAUAAUAAUUAUGCAAUUGUAAAUGACUGCACUUCCUGGAUUAAAAUAGGCAUUGUUACUUGAUUUAUUAUGCAAGUUUUAUAUUUGGGCAAAAAAAAUACUAUUCAUCUGAAGGGAGGGAGAGAAGGGCAGGAGAGAGAGAGCAUCAGAGAGAAGGGAGUGUAAGAGGGGGAAACAGAGCCAGAGAGGAAAGGAGAUAAUCACCGGAAACUAGCAAGGAUAUUGUUUGUGGAAGAAUUUGGUGAUCUCAUGUUUUCACCUCUGUGCUUUUUGGAAAUAUCAGUGAUGACAAGAACAUUAGUUAGUCAUAUUUUGGUGAUGUCAAUAUUGUGAAAAAUUAAUUAGCUGUGUAUAUUUUGUCAUUAAUGUGAUAUUUUGUAUAUCAUUCGUAAACAUUAACUCAGAUGUCGACGUCAAAUUUUGAUUCAAUCUCCACCGAAUGUGAUUAUUAUUUCAUCGUUUAUGUAAAUGUCACUUGAAAAAUGUAUAUACAUACAUAAGUAUAUGUAUUAAUUUCUUCAGGGAUAUCUUUCACAAGUCAAAACAAUGACUACUACAGGAUACGAUUGUCUUCCAGUAUAUUAUGUCUAUGUGCAAGAUAAUAUCAUCCUUCUAAAAAGAAGACCACUCCUCCAAUAUCACAUAACCAUCCCCCCACUUAUUUGCCAUGCUAACCCAUUAGCUUGAAUACAGGGUUCUAAUUCAUAGCAUUGAAGGCCCUGACUUGGACAUGUACAUACUAAUUGAAUCAAUACAGGUUACUUGAUUGUUAUGUGUUUAUGUUAUCUGAAUCUUCAUUGUAUAUAAAUAUAUAUAUAUAUAUUAUACCAAAUUGAAAGUUGAAAUGAAUUAAUUGAAUUGAAUUAAACUCAAGCUGUGUUUGUGCUAGAGUUGUCACCAAACCGUCUUCUUGAUUACACUUUCAAUUGGAGUCUUUGCCUGUAGACUAUCCCACAUCUGCUAAAUCCAAAAUGUGAUUUCAAUCAUGGUGCUACUUUGCUAAAUACUGCAGUAAUUCGAUUGGGAAAGGGGCAGGGCCAUGGGAACAAUUUUUUUACUGGGGGUGCUGAUGUAAAUUUGACAAGGGGGGGUCACUAAAGAAUGAAGGUCAUUUUUGUUACAUUUAUCCAUUUUUUAAACACCUACCAGAAUUCAAGGAGGUACUGCCUAUGGAAAGUAAUACACACAGCACCCCCUUUUUCCCAGGUUCAUGGAAAGGGGAUCAAAUAUGUUAAUUUAACUCUUGAUGUGCCAUUCGCUGUAAUCAGGGAGUGUCAUAUUUUUUUCAGAGUCUAUAUUUAAUUGUUUUAUUAAUGAAAAAAGGGAAUCACUCCUGAGACCAUAAAGUUAAACCUCUUGACCAUAAGCUGAACUGACCAAUGGAAUCACUCAUGCAUGCAAUGCACUCCUCAAAAUUCAAUAGGCAUAACAAUAGCUGUAUGACCAUUGCACGAAAAUGUGUUUGUGGCACUCCAGUGGAUGCACAGAUAUGUGUUCACGGCACUUUAAGGGUUAAGAAAUAUUUUUCCCACAGCUACUACAUGUAUAUAUAAUGCAAUUACCAGAUAAUUAAAUUGUACACUGCAAGACAGACGACUGUUUUAUCUACUUUCCAUUUGGUCUCGUCUCACAUGGCCUAAUCCUAGUUCAUCUACAACCAGUUGGUCUUUCAACCAUGUGGGGCCCCGUUUCAUAAAGGACUUGCAACUCUUGUAACUUUGCCAUUAUGGCAACUACCAUCGUAACCUUGAUUCUGAUUGGCUGAUGAGCCCUGUUACCAUGGUAGUUGCCAUAAUGGCAAAGUUACAACAGUAAAUCCUUUAUGAAACAGGCCCCUGGUCUGAUUGCCAUUUAGGCAAUGGGUUUACCACUUGGUCUAAUUUCUAGCAAGGCUGUACACGUUUUGUCUAAUAUUCACUUGGUCUAACACCACAGUCUAUGUGAUUCUGCUAUUGUGAACCAAAUUUUCAUUUGACAAAAUGAAAUUGAUAGACAAUGAUAAUAAUAAUACGUGAGAUUUAUAUAGCGCACUUUCCAUCUUGAUUAGAUGCUCAAGGCGCUUCAGAGCAGAACAACAAAAACUAUUUACAUAUAAUACAUGUCUGAACAAUAAGUCAAUGUCUAUAAAAAAACACUUUAAAAAAAAACAAUGAGGAAAUGAGACCAUCUGAGUCAUAUUUAGAAUUUUAUGAGAAACACACUAAUGGGAUAUUAGAUCAGUGACUCAACAUUUGCUUCUGUGACAAUUACUCCAGGCUUCAUUUCGUCUGAGAUACAGGGUUAGGGUUGCAAUAGGUUAGGUUUAGGAUAGGGUAUAGUGUUAAAUCCAGGGUUGAAGUUGGCAAUUCCGGUAGGGCAUGGAAUUCACAGCGGAGCAAUUGUCGCAAGAGCAAAUGUCAUGGAACAAUUAGAACGAGUUAACUGUAGACCGAAUGGCAAUUAGGCCAACUUGAUAGUUGACCAAGACCUUAGAAGACCAAAAAGGUUUAGCCCAUGUAAUAGACCUAUUAGACUAUCUGAAUUGUAGACCUUCUGCUUGUAGAUUUGGUGAUUUGAUUACGAGUUAUAUUGUUAUAUUUUUAAUGUGGAAUCAAUGAAAUGAAAUGAAAUGAAUUUGUGAUAUCGAUUUAUCUGUUCUGUAAGCUCGGCUGACGUUGAUUUGUCAAUUGUCUCCUCUGUAUUACAAAACAAUGGAUAUUGA
Lytechinus pictus (painted urchin) is the source of this 3650-nucleotide messenger RNA. RefSeq lists its product as uncharacterized. The transcript has 4 exons. Bases 329 to 793 code for a protein of 154 amino acids. NCBI's taxonomy places the organism in Eukaryota, Metazoa, Echinodermata, Echinoidea, Temnopleuroida, Toxopneustidae. The record is from RefSeq and is a predicted model, not a curated record.